Serpula lacrymans var. lacrymans S7.9 is the source of this 1893-nucleotide messenger RNA. RefSeq lists its product as uncharacterized. The transcript is spliced from 5 exons. Lineage: Eukaryota; Fungi; Basidiomycota; Agaricomycetes; Boletales; Serpulaceae. Bases 1 to 1893 code for a protein of 630 amino acids. The record is from RefSeq and is a predicted model, not a curated record.
AUGGAGCUGAAAAGUAAUACUUCUGACAACAUUUCACGCAUAAAAUACCUCUCAAAACUGUUCAAAAGCUUACCCGAUGAUCUCCCUCUGAACCCCGCUAGCUCUCGGUACAGAUUUGGCUUGGACGGCGAGGAACUUGAAGAAAAUGGCCACUGGUAUGCUCUCAAUCACAACCUGGAAAUUUGCUUCCAGACCCACAAUCUCCGAGGUGAACCACUGAAGAUCACUGAGCGUGGGAAGAGCCUGGAUACACUGUUGAAGAUGCUGCAAGGCGGGAUGCGAGAGGCUCCAGGGGAUGCCGAGUUGAUAAUGAAUUGGGUCGAGAGGUUGAUUGCCGCAGCUAUGGUGUCCGGGGCUAAGAAUAAGAGAGGGCCAACGCGGAAGGCACGAGAUCGGUCGCCUGUCAAAGGGACAGCUGUAACGCCCAUCACCAUCGUCAACGACACAGACACAUCAUCCGACACCGAGACAAUGGCCCCUCACGUCCAUUCCGAGCCUCUGCGCGCGAGAGAAACUGCCAAGCCCAAGAUGCCGAGGCUGGUUGCACUGGAUGACAGCGAUGAUGAACAUGAUGGAGAUGAUGUUGAUGAUGGUGAAUUGCCCAAGCCAGUGCGGAAGAGACAGUCCACCCUUUUCGCAUUUUCUGGGUUCAAGAAGCUGAGCAAGGCUGAGGCUGAUGAACAGAAUAGGAGAGAGAUGGCAGAGACGAGACAGGAGGCAGAGGAUGAGCGAUUUAGAGAAGCCAUGGUCCGGAAUCUGAGAGAGACCCAGAAGCGCGAGGGUGCACGAGAGAGGAAGAGGAAAAGCCGAUUCAGCAAGAAAGCGAAAGAGAUACGGAGUGGUAAGAGGAACUCAGCGGGGAAAAUCAUGAAAAAGAUGGUUCUCGGCCAUGAAACCCCGGCUGCUGGUGUCCCCGAUCUCUCUGAUCUUGCUGAACUGUCAAGGCCUGGCAAGAUAUGGAAGAAGGGUCGUAAUGGGAAGUUGAAGGGCACAAUUCAGAAUCGGCACUCGUGCACAAACUGGUAUCAUCCAUACCUUUGGGUUCACAUCAACAAUGUCGCCUCUCGAGUCGCGUGGUCACCUACAUUCAUUGUUAGCACGCUGCAGAAAGACCACCCGAGCCUUUUUGCAAAGCUCCAUCGGGGAACUGUUUUUAAGUGGAUUUCCAAGAAGGGAAAGAAGUGGUUGAAGAAGACAGUCGAGAAUGUUGCACGUCGCAGUGUCCUUGCCCGUACUGGCCGCGUUGGGAUUCUCUCGCCACAUCGGGAGAUUGUCGAGGAGCGCGUGACAAAGCAUGCUCUGAAACAAGAGUCUCUCAACUUUUUAGUUGAAUCACACCGUCAACAGCUAGCCGGUGGUCUAAAACCUGAAGCUGUCCGAUUCACUCACUCCCUACCCGUUCUUCGGGAUGCCACAGUUGCUCCUGCUGUCCAUGUUUAUGACAUGUUCAAGCAGGGUAAGGGCCCAGAGCUUGUUCGCAAGGCUUGGUCAAAAUGCCAAGUAAAACAGUGGUGCCUCUCUCCUGAGGUCAUACAGCACCAAGACACAAAGGCGGCCUUGCAGAAGUACCUUCAAGACCACCCCACAUUCAAAGCCGAGAUUGAUGCAAAGAUUGGCGAUGUUUAUGGCAUUGACUCCGAACAUGUCAACCCCGAAGAUGACUUCAACAACGAAGGUGCCGACAUGGAUGAUUCCGAAGUCCCGAUUGGUUCAGUUAUUCAGGAGGCACUCGGAAACGGGUUGGGUUGCAUGCCCUUCUCAGCAGCAGGCCAUGGUAUUGCAUCUUCCGAGCACACUGCGGUCCAUGAUGGUGGUUUCUUGCGGGGGUUGGCUGAGGGGGAUGAUAUUUGGGCUUGGAAUGUGGAUGGUACUCGCAUAAGCACUCUACCUUAG